AUGCGCGCGUUCAGGGCCACUCGAGAUGGCCUGCGAUCUCGAUGCGAUCCGACCCUGAGCACGCGAACCGGCGCAUUCAGAUCGCAAUCCAUCAGAGCGUCUCCAUUCAAUUGGCAAAACACAGUACAGCGGCACCGACCUUGCAAUGACUGCGUCUACAAGCGACUGGUGUUGCAAAGGCGAACUUUCAUCACCGAUGGCCUGCCUGCAUUCCUGGUACCCCCAGUCAUCUUCACGAGUCUUCUCGUUGGGCUGUGGACAUACAAGUGUAUGAUGACGGUCCUAUUCCAAGACCGUAUUAUCUACAUGCCAUACAUGCCGCCAUUUGCACGCUCUGAAAAAAUGAAGGAUUACACUGCUGUCUGCAAGCCCGUUGAGUGGGAGCAUACGCACAUCAAAUCACUGGAUGGCACGAGAAUCGCACUUUGUGUAGGCGAGAUACCAGCGAAUCAAGCUGAGCAAAUCGCACAAGAUCGUAAGAGGAAGCAUGUGAUCAUAUGCUAUUUCCAGGGCAAUGGCAGUUCUCUGCCUCCAAGACUGCCUCUCAUGUCCAACGUGCUCAAGUCCAUCAAAGCACAAGUUUCAGCUUCGUCUGAAGCAGUCAGAUAUACUCUCGUCGCCUUAUCGUACCGUGGCUAUUGGACUUCAUCGGGUCGCGCUUCGCAGAGCGGUAUUGAGCUCGAUGCCCAGGCAAUGCUUCGUUGGAUCAAUGCAACUUAUAGAAGUCCCAACACAGACCUUGAAUUGAUUCUGUGGGGUCAGAGCAUUGGCGCUGGCGUUGCGUCUACCGCAGCUGCAGCUUAUAUCAAGGCCAUUCAGAAGGAUCCGCUCAGCCCAAUUGCUGGCAUCGUCUUGGAGACACCCUUCUCGGGGAUAAAGAGCAUGCUCUUGGCGCUCUAUCCGCAGAAAUGGCUACCUUACCGUUAUCUCUGGCCGUUCUUGUGGAAUCAUUGGGACAGUGAAAUUGCAUUACGAGGAAUUGCAAACACCGGCCACAAGCCGAUGGUACUACUUCUGCCGGCUACAAGAGAUGAGGUGGUGCCGCACUGCGAGGCCGACAAGCUUGAAGCGAUCUGUCGCGAUGCUGGGCUCCCGACUGAGAGAAGAGACAUCAUAGGCGCCCUUCACACUGAAGCCACUACCAGGCGAGAGGGACAAGAUGCCGUAGCAAGAUUCAUCGUGGAAUGUGCAGCGUCGCGCUGA
Lecanosticta acicola is the source of this 1203-nucleotide messenger RNA. Lineage: Eukaryota; Fungi; Ascomycota; Dothideomycetes; Mycosphaerellales; Mycosphaerellaceae. The record is from the annotation of a GenBank genome assembly.